Messenger RNA from Lepisosteus oculatus (spotted gar), 1072 nucleotides. Its product is annotated as leucine-rich repeat neuronal protein 4. Lineage: Eukaryota; Metazoa; Chordata; Actinopteri; Semionotiformes; Lepisosteidae. Gene Ontology annotation, molecular function: protein binding. The record is from RefSeq and is a predicted model, not a curated record.
CUCACACACACACAAGCUGCUCCUGUGGGCUCUGACACACCGAGGGGGGGGGCAGGAUUAUAAAGAGGCAGGAGGCCGGGGCAGGGGGAGAGUCUGGAGAGGAGCAGGAGCAGAGAGAGAGAGCGAGCAGCCAGGGACAGACGGCAGAGGCACAGCUCACAGAUAUCAUGGCGACCAAUCAGAAGACGGCGUUCCUGAGGCCCUUCCUCUUCAUCCUCACCCUGAUUGGCUGCUGCUCGACCGAUCCCGGCAGCCGGACCGGCACCAGCCCGGCGACCACGCGGGCCAGAAUCAUCUACGAGACGGGGCUGGACUUCGGCGCCUACGAGAGCGAAGACGGCGGCGAGCCGGCGGGAGGGCCCCGCACCCCUGCCCCCCGCCCGGCCCCCGCCUCGCGUGCUGGCCGCCAGGUCUGCGACUACGACCCCUGCCGCCACGAGCAGACGCCCUGCGCGGCCCUGCGGGAGGCCAGCGGGUGCCUCUGCCCCGGCGUCAGUGGCCCCACGGUCACCCCCGAGCCCCCCAGGCUCCGGGAGGUCGUCCAGCAGGGGUCGGAGGUCAGAGUCCACUGGUGCGCCCCCACGUCCACAGUGGAGCGGUACUGGGUGACGGUGGAGGGCGGGGCGCCCCUGGUUUUCGGGGAGCGGUCCAGGGUGGCAGCGCUGGCGGGCGGCAUGUACGAGGUGUGCGUGGCGGCGGAGAACGGGGCCGGGCGCAGCGCCCCCUCCUGCUCGCUGCCCCAGGCGACAGCGGACGCCAGCCUGGCCCUGCAGGCGGGGCUGAUAGGGGGCGCCCUGCUCCUGCUCCUGCUGCUCAGCCUGGGGGGUCUCCUGCUCUGGAGGAGGCGGCGGGCCCACAGGAGGGCGGCGCUGUCAGCGGGGGGGCUGGGGAACCCCACGUUCGGGUCGGAGCCGCCCCUGUGAGACCCCAGACUGCAGAGGGGGGCCUGUCCCCCAGGGGGUCACCCUGCUGGAGAUGGGCACACCCCCACACAGGCACUCCUCCCACUGAGGUGUCCAGUGGGCUCAGUGCUGGGGGUCACACUGCACUGGGGUGUCCAGUGGGGUCAGUG